Ictalurus furcatus (blue catfish) is the source of this 1977-nucleotide messenger RNA. RefSeq names its product acid-sensing (proton-gated) ion channel 1c (gene asic1c). Gene Ontology annotation, cellular component: membrane. The coding region runs from base 254 to 1795 and encodes 513 amino acids. Gene Ontology annotation, biological process: sodium ion transmembrane transport. The transcript is spliced from 11 exons. Lineage: Eukaryota; Metazoa; Chordata; Actinopteri; Siluriformes; Ictaluridae. The record is from RefSeq and is a predicted model, not a curated record.
UUAUUUAGAGCGCGUAUUGAUUUUGGAUCUGAUUUCCAAUUGGACUGUGCGCUUAUCCUCCAUUCGAUCCACUAGGGGACCAUGUGUGGUCCCUGAAGAAACUCAACCCCGGCCCUGCACAUGCCCUUCAAAAAUGUACAAGGGUGGGCAUCUAGUGUUCCUGACAACCCUUGUUCAUUCCCUGCGACAAGCCGCAUCAGCAAGAGCCUUCUGUUAGGAUCGUUGGAUCCGUCCUGCUUCUCCGGUUGAAACCAUGGGCACUCCUGAAGAAGAUGAGUCGCCUCGGCCGUCAGACAUCACAGUUUUCGGAGCCAACUGCACCCUUCAUGGGCUCAGCCACAUCUUCCUGCCCGGAGGAGUCACCAUCCGUCGCUUGCUCUGGGCAUCUGCCUUCGUCAGCUCGCUCUCCAUCUUCCUCUACCAGGUAGCCGGAGCGGUGAUGGAGUAUUACCGGUAUCCUCAUGUCACCAUCUUGGAUGAGAUGGACAGCCCACUCAUGUUCUUCCCAGCCAUCACCCUUUGCAACUACAACAGUUUCCGGCGCUCCAAGAUGCAGCGGAAUGAUCUUUUCUGGAUGGCAGGGCUUCUCGGUGUGGAACAGAGCGACUUUGAUGACUUCUUGGCCGCCCUGGGACAACCGGUGGAUGACAGCAAGUUUUUUCCGAGUAAGACGUUUAACAUGCUGGAGUUUGUGCAGAGGACAAGCCACAGCAUCGAAGAGAUGCUCCUGGACUGCAAGUACCGGGGCAAGGACUGUGGACCAGAGAACUUCACUACAAUUUAUACGAGAUAUGGCAAGUGUUACACCUUCAACUCGGGCCUGGAUGGCAACCCCUUGCUGACAACGUUAAAAGGCGGCACAGGGAAUGGAUUGGAGAUAAUGCUGGAUAUACAGCAAGAUGAAUACCUGCCAGUGUGGGGAGACACGGAUGAAACAUCGUACGAAGCAGGCAUCAAAGUCCAGAUCCACAGCCAGGACGAGCCGCCCUUCAUAGACCAGCUGGGAUUUGGUGUGGCCCCUGGUUUUCAAACUUUUGUGUCUUGUCAGCAGCAACUGCUUCAGUAUCUUCCACCGCCCUGGGGCGACUGCCAAUCCACUGCCAUGAACUCGGAGUUCUUCUCCACCUACAGUAUAACAGGGUGUCGUAUCGACUGUGAAACCCGGUAUCUGCUGGAGAACUGCAACUGCAGGAUGGUGCACAUGCCAGGCACCUCCACCGUAUGCACCCCAGAGCAGUACAAGGACUGUGCAGAUCCUGCUUUGGAUUUCCUCGUCGAAAAGGACAACAACUAUUGCGUGUGCCCGACACCUUGCAAUAUGACUCGCUAUGGCAAGGAGCUCUCCAUGGUGAAAAUACCCAGCAAAGCGUCUGCCAAAUACCUGGCCAAGAAGUUCAACAAAUCAGAGCAGUACAUCGGAGAAAACAUAUUAGUUCUGGAUAUCUUUUUUGAGGCCCUGAAUUAUGAAAAGAUUGAGCAGAAGAAGGCAUAUGAAGUGGCUGGUCUACUAGGUGACAUUGGUGGGCAGAUGGGACUGUUUAUAGGAGCUAGUGUCCUGACGAUACUGGAAAUAUUUGAUUAUUUGUAUGAGGUGUUUAAGGAUAAAGUAUUGGGCUACUUUCUACGUAAAGGACGGCCACGUCGGAGUGCAAGUGAUAAUCUGGACUACUCUGAGAACCCCACCAGCCCUGGUGUCACGCCUAAUCAUACCCCCAGAGCACAUGCGACACACUCCGGAGUCACUCGGACAGCCUCGGAUUCGCGCCGAACGUGCUACCUAGUCACCCGACUCUAGGCAACUUCGAGGAGUUCGCUUGUUGACGACGCGGUCGGCGAGGGACGAUUAGCGGGUCCGACGGCAAACUGUGAUUCCGACUUGUAUACAUGUACAUAUCUACACGCACAGUACGUGACGAGUAGUUCCAAUCGGUCAACGAAUAAAAUCAAUGCCUGAAUAGAAUCAGAUAUCACCCGUAA